GGUGGAUGGCUAGGUGUACAUAUUGGAUGUGUAUAUAUGGUGCCAUGGUGCACUGAACCUGAUUACCGCAUCCAAAUAUAAAAGCCCCAUCGAUUGCAGCCGGCGAACACAGUGCUGAAAGUGAGUUCGCGCCAUUCGGUGGUCCGACUGGACAAACUAAAGGAUUAAUUAAAGGAUCUGCUUGACAAACAAACGGGCAACGUCGGGAAUUAACCACAACUGCCAGCAGCAGCAUCAGCAUCAUCAGCAGCACCAGCAUUAAAAUGACCAAAGUGACAACGCGAAGUCACUUGUUGGCGGGCAAUCUCCUGGCCGUAAUGCUCCUGCUAACGGCAACGGGAAUUGCGGCGCGCCGCCUGGCCCACCGUCGCCUCAUCAUCCAUGUGCCGGUCAAGACGAAGACACACCAUCACACCCACACCGUUUACAAGGUGGUUCAUGCCCACGGCGGUGGAGGCGGAGGACAUGGUGGCAUCAAGCAGACAGUAUACAAAGUGAUGGGCUUCGCCUCCAACGGAGCAGAGCGAAAUGGCAACGGGAUGUCCAAGGGUUUAGGAGGAGGAGGAGCCAGCGGAGGAGGCAACGGAGGAUCCAUUGGUUAUGGCAGCUACGACCUGGGCAGCAUGGGCAGGGGCAAAGGACACGGCGAAAUCACGUACGAGGAUAUGCACGACUGCGAGAGUGGCAAAGUGGCUCCGGCGACCAGGGACAUGAUUUUCAAUCAUUACUCGCGACACGGCGAAACCGGUGGAUCCGUGGAGGAUUACGCUGAGGAGCUGGACGACUUCAUAGACCUAAGGGAUGCCUACUUGUGA
Molecule: messenger RNA, 815 nt
Organism: Drosophila serrata
Lineage: Eukaryota; Metazoa; Arthropoda; Insecta; Diptera; Drosophilidae
Source: RefSeq, a predicted model, not a curated record